Messenger RNA from Hyalella azteca, 2629 nucleotides. RefSeq names its product solute carrier family 23 member 1. Lineage: Eukaryota; Metazoa; Arthropoda; Malacostraca; Amphipoda; Hyalellidae. Gene Ontology annotation, biological process: transmembrane transport. The transcript is spliced from 13 exons. Gene Ontology annotation, molecular function: transmembrane transporter activity. The record is from RefSeq and is a predicted model, not a curated record. Gene Ontology annotation, cellular component: membrane.
UAAUAGAAGUCGUACGCUAUCAUCAAAUUUUGAAUAUCUGUUUUGGUGAUCGCAUUCCCCGAAUGUUUUUCCUGACUCAUUAUUUUUGGGAACGCUUGCAUCCAUCAUUUUCAUUUCAAAUAAACCAAGCUGGAUGAGAACGAGAUGUCUUGGACAAUUUUUGAACAAAUUUAUUAAAAUAGUACAUGAUUGUUCACUAUACAGAUAUAAUGGGUGGGUGGUAGAUAAAAAUUCGAAAGAAUUAAGUUGAAAGUUUAUUUAACUUGAAGUUGUUUUCGAAGAGGUUGCCAAAUUUAUGGCUGGAUAAAUUUUAGGCUUACGAUGGCAGACAACCCAACAUUCAUACCGGACGAGAGAACAAUAGAGCCAGAACUACACGUGGCAAACAAUGUAGUACGUCCUUCACAACAACAAAACAGAGGAGGAAAACUACCAGCCAAAAUCCUCGACAACAACAAAGAAAAUGGCACGCGUUCUCAAUAUCCUGACGAGAUCACGUCUGUGACGAUUGAGGACACAAGUGUUCGUGACGAUGCACAUGAUCAGGCGCCGAAUGGUCAGGUCACUGAAGAUGCAGACUCUAAUGGUCAGGUCAUUGACGAUGCAGACUACGUACCUGAACCUCUCCUCUAUUCGAUCGAGGAUAGCCCGCCGUGGUAUCUAUCCCUGUGUCUCGGCUUUCAGCACUACCUCACGAUGGUGGGAGGCACCGUGACCAUCCCCUAUCUGUUGACCCCGGCGCUGUGCAUCUUGCCUCACGACCCAGCCCGAGGCUACAUUCUCUCCACCAUCUUUUUCGUGUCCGGGAUCGUCACUCUCCUGCAGUCAACUUUCGGCACAAGACUGCCGAUAGUACAAGGAGGUUCCUUUGCUUUCUUCGCGCCGACCUUCGCGAUCCUUCAUUCGAGUUUCGCGUCCUGCACGAGCGUCAACAUGACGUCACUGACCCUGGAGGAGCAGCAGGAAGAAUGGCAGAUGCGCAUGAGAGAAAUACAGGGCGCGAUCAUGGUCUCGUCUCUGUUUCAAAUAAUCAUCGGAUUUACAGGUUUCAAAAUGAAUUUAUUCCUACACUUCGGCACCCAAUCAUAAUAUGAUUCGUUCAUCACACCCCUGGCGAUCGUGCCAACCGUUUCACUCAUCGGUCUCUCCCUCUUUGAAGUGGCCGUGGACAAAGCUUCCAAACACUGGGGCAUUGCUGUCUUGACCAUCGUACUAAUGGUUCUAUUCUCGCAAUAUCUACGCGACGUCGGCAUUCCUUUUCCAGCCUGCAGUAGAAAAGGCAUCUACUUCAAUAACAUCAGGAUAUUUGGACUGUUUCCUGUGCUCAUUGCAAUUCUGUUGUCAUGGGCGUUUUGCGGCAUCCUUACAGCCACCGGAGCCCUGUCCGAAGACUCGGCCGCUCGAACAGACAAGGCCUCGGAGCUGAUCGCCAACAGCCCCUGGAUCCGCAUCCCCUACCCCGGACAGUGGGGGACUCCCACCGUGUCCGCUGCAGGAGCCUUCGGGAUGCUGGCUGCAGUCCUGGCGUCCAUCUUGGAAAGCACCGGCGACUAUUAUGCUUGUGCCAGACUUUCAGGAGCCCCACCACCUCCACGGCACGCCCUCAACCGGGGCAUCGGCAUCGAAGGCAUCGGCUGCCUCCUGUCAGGAGCCUUCGGUACCGGCAACGGGACCACCUCCUACAGCGAGAACAUCGGCGCGAUAGGCCUCACUAAGGUCGGAAGUCGACGGGUGAUCCAAUUCGGCGGAGCAAUCAUGAUCGUGGUGGGAAUAUUAGGGAAAUUUUCGGCUGCGAUCGUGACAAUUCCAGAGCCCGUAGUGGGCGGCAUCUUCUGCGUGAUGUUCGCCAUGAUCUCCGCGGUGGGACUCUCCGCCCUCCAGGGCGUCAACUUGAACUCGUCCAGAAAUCUUUUUGUCCUGGGCUUCCCGCUGUUUUUCGGGCUGGCGCUUCCCAAGUGGCUUGAGGAGAAUCCCGACGCCAUACACUCGGAGACUGUGCCGCAGCUGACGCAGGUUGUCGCGGUUUUGCUCAAGACUUCCAUGUUCGUGGGGGGAUUCUUGGGCGUCUUCCUGGAUAACACUAUCCCAGGCAGCGACAAGGAGCGAGGUUUGGAGCAGUGGAAGGCUGACCUGAAGGCUUCAGAAGGUGAAAGCACGGACGCCACAACCCGAACUUACGACCUCCCCUUCUGCAUGCCUCUCAUUAGAAGAAUACCUUUCCUGGAGAAAGUGCCCUUCAGCCCCACGUUCAAGAAGUGGACUUUCAAGAAGAGCUCGUGACGCCGCGCGAGUGCCACUUACAAGUCCAGUCUACACUCAAACAAAUAAGAGAGACUUUGUCCUUUUUGCGAAGUACUUUUGGCCCUUGAUUGUUUCCCCCCUGACGCAGUUUGGCCCAGCAAAAUGACGUAUCUGUGCUACGUUCGUUCUCUGUUCCUGCUGUCGCUACUUGGACGAUGUUAUCCAUUCAUUUUUCUCAGGGUUUAUUUUGGUAUCAUUUAAUUAAAUAACCGAUUACUAAUUCACUUUUUUAACCAAAAUAGUUUAUUCGUUGCUUAAUGAGCCUGAAAGAAACGGAUGUCUUAUGAGGAUUUCCAGCACUGAAAAUUUGUGACAGGAGCUAUGGAAU